GGCGAAGGAAGUUCGCGAUGGGAGGUCAAAGAAGCCAAAGACAGCGGCAAAGGUCGCAAGGAAAGCGGAAAGCGUGGCGGGUGGAAAGGUGACGGAAAAUGGUGGCCGGAUGAGGACAAGGGACGGAAGGAAGGAAAGCAUGGAAAAGGAAAAAACAAGAAGGGGGAUGAAUGGCAAGGUAAAGCACGUGAUUGGUCCUCUAGAGAUCGUGCAGGCAAAGGCGGCGAAGAAUCAGGUGAAGCAAAGGAGUCUCGAAGCCAGCUGAGCAGCAAUGCGCCCGACUUCCAACCAUCUGGUAUGUACGACUACGACGCUCUCGCUGCGCAAUAUUGGAGUUGGCAGCCUUUUCUUCAGGAGAUGCCGCCCUUGUGGAGGGAGUAUGCAGACAAGGAUGGUACCAAGUACUACUACAAUGCAAAGACGGGCCUCACGCAGUGGGAGAGACCUGCAGAGUUGGACCCUUCGCCUGCCGACGGCACUGGUGGAAGCACUUCCAGUACAGGCGGUCAUGCCAGCAAGAACAAGGACAGUGGUGUCCCUGGGCCCUGGCGGGAUCGUGAGAACGACAGGGAAGAGCUGAAGAAGCUGCGAAGCGACGAAGGCAAGGAGGGCAAGGGCAAGCGCGACCGGCGGAGAGCCGGCAAGUCAGACGCAAACAGCUCCAAGGAGCCAAGCUUCGGCCCCCCUGGAUGCAAUCUCUUCGUUUUUCAUUUGCCUGACGAUUGGACUGAUGAUGACCUGUUAGAGUACUUCGCCCCGCAGGGAAUCUCAGAUGUGAAGUUGCGAGUGGACGAGG
Messenger RNA from Symbiodinium necroappetens, 796 nucleotides. NCBI's taxonomy places the organism in Eukaryota, Dinophyceae, Suessiales, Symbiodiniaceae. The record is from the annotation of a GenBank genome assembly.